Molecule: messenger RNA, 1638 nt
Organism: Colletotrichum graminicola M1.001
Lineage: Eukaryota; Fungi; Ascomycota; Sordariomycetes; Glomerellales; Glomerellaceae
Product: DnaJ domain-containing protein
Exons: 3
Coding region: 1-1638 (545 amino acids)
Cellular component (GO): cytoplasm
Molecular function (GO): nucleic acid binding; zinc ion binding
Source: RefSeq, a predicted model, not a curated record
AUGGGCGCUCAGCAAUCCUCUGGCCGGGACAAUAGCGAGGGUAUCUCCCAGCCCGCCAAAACAUGCUAUUACGAGCUUCUGGGCGUUGAGCGCGAUGCAACCGAUGACGAGAUCAAGAAAUCUUACAGAAAACGCGCUCUGGAGCUCCACCCCGACCGGAACCUUAGCGAUAUCCAGAAUGCGACCCGUCGCUUCGCCGAGGUCCAGGCUGCAUACGAAGUCCUUUCAGAUCCCCAAGAAAGAGCUUGGUAUGACUCCCAUCGCGAGGCCAUCCUACGCGGUGUCGACCCCGAUGACUCGGACGACCGCAGCCCCGAGUACAACAACGUCAAGCUCACGUCAACUGACGAUAUAUUCUCCCUAAUCCGCCGCUUCAACUCUACCGUUCCCUUUACUGACGAGCCUUCCGGCUUCUUUGGUAUAGCCAAGGCAACCUUCGAUCACCUUGCCGACGAAGAGAUUGUCGCCGGCGAGUACGCAUCAGGAGACAUUCAAGAUUAUCCUUCAUUUGGCUUUUCUGCCGAUAGCUAUGAAGCCGUUGCCAGGCCCUUCUACGCCGCCUGGGCAAGUUUCUCUACCCGCAAAACCUAUGCCUGGAAGGACAAAUAUCGGCUUUCGGACGCCCCAGACCGGCGUGUUCGACGCCUCAUGGAAAAGGAGAACAAAAAGGCGCGUGAAGAGGCCAUUCGGGAGUUCAAUGAUGCCGUCCGGUUCCUUGUCACCUUUGUACGCAAACGCGAUCCCCGCUACCUCCCAAACACACAAACAGCUGCAGAGCGCCAAGAGUCUCUGCGCACUGCUUCUGCCGCUCAAGCGGCCCGAUCCCGUGCGGCAAAUAAGGAAAAGCUCUCUGAAGCGUUUGUUCCUGAUUGGGCCCAGGCAAGGGAUGAAGCGGACGCAGGCAAUCAGUUUUUUGAAAGCGAAGAAGACGACUCAGAGGUGGAAGAAAUUGAGUGUGUAGUGUGCAAAAAAACGUUCAAAAGUGAGAAGUCGUUUGAGGCACAUGAAAGAAGUAAGAAGCAUCUCAAGGCUGUGCAGCAAUUGAGGCGUCAGAUGAGGAAUGAAGAUCUGGACCUGGGCCUUAAUGAGACGCCUACCAUGCUCGACAAGGGCACAUUGAUGGAGGAUACACAGGGGGUUCCCAACGAGCAACAAAAGCUUGAUGCUACGGAAGGGACAGCGGGAAACCCUGUUGAGUCAACGUUGCAGCCUCAAGUUGCCGAACUGUCCUACGACUCAUCCGACAGUUUGCAAGAUGACGAGUAUGCCUCGCGUGCCGAUGUCGAGAAGAGACUUUUCGCCAGUGACACCCUCCAUACCGAGAUAAGCCAGGGCAGCGCAUCAAGAGCCGACUCCGGAAAGCACCUAGCCAGCUUGGAAGACCUGUCGCUCGGUGAUGACGAGGAGAAAGCUGAUAGCACUGGACGAACUCCACCCAAGAAGGUUGGGAAAGCCAAGGCGAAGCGUGAAAAGCGAGCGGCUCGUCAGGCAGCCGAAGAAGACCAGACUUCUAAACACACCUGUGGUAUUUGUAAGGAAUCAUUUGCCUCUAAGACGAAGCUCUUUACACACAUCCGGGACCUCGAUCACGCAGCGCCUAUAGUGAAGCCUGUAGAAGGCGGUAAGAAGAAACGCUAG